GGGACUACAGUCAUCGGUGUAAAAGGAGCAGGUUUCCCCCAAUCUGUUUCGUUUCGUAUUCUAGUCAUAAAUAUUCUCUUUCUUGAGUGUUUCUACGAUUAUUGUAUCCUUGCAUAGGGUUCGGUUCUACAACGUGGAAAAACGAAUACAACCGAUUUAUUUCAAUUCAUUCGAAACAGAGACGACAUGCGUUCUGUCGUAUUCCAUGGGCCUUACAAAGUAGCGGUUGAGGAGAGACCGAUCCCGAAGAUCGUGGAUCCUGGGGAUGUAAUUCUGAAAGUGUCGUAUACGGCGUUAUGUGGGAGUGAAUUGCACGUCUUCCGCGGCCUCGAGGCCUCUGGAACGGGCUAUAUCAUGGGCCAUGAAUUCGUGGGAGAAGUCGUCGAAGUCGGUGAUGAAGUUGAGACUAUUAAGAAGGGUGACAAGGUUGUGCCUGCGUUUACAACUUCAUGUGGUGAAUGUUUCUACUGCAAACGCCGCACCUCUUCCCGUUGUGAGAAGUGUCUCCUGUUCGGUUCCGAAAAAUUGGACGGCGGACAAGCUGAAUAUGUCCGUGUCCCAAAUGCAGACGGCAGCGUGAUGAAAGCCCCUGAGGGAAUUGAAGAAAAAUACCUUGUGCUCAUGGCAGAUAUUUUCCCUACCGGAUAUUUCGCAGCGAAAAAUGCCUUCAAGCACUUCAGCAAAGAAGAAAUAUCCGAGCAGACUGUCCUGCUCAUCGGUUGCGGACCCGUUGGCCUCUGUGCGUUGAUCAACGCAUUGGAGUACAAACCAAAACAUCUGCUUGCAAUCGACUCCAUCGAGUCUAGGCUCGAGCUUGCCAAGUCACUUGGUGCGGAGCCUUGGAAUUUCCAGAAGGACAGGGCUGGUUUAGACAAGCGCGUCCUCGAGCUCACCAACGGACGAGGUGCGGAUGCUGUUAUCGAAGUGGUUGGGUUGAGUCCGGCCCUGCGAACUGCUUUCGAUCUGCUUCGGCCUUGGGGAGUCAUCAGCAGCGUAGGAGUGCACAAUGGAGAGAUUCCGUGGGAUGGAAACGAGGCAUACGGCAAGAACUUGACGAUACAGAUGGGAAGAUGUCCCGUGAGAUCAGUGGCCGCAGAGGCUCUGGAGGUACUGAAGAAAAACCAGCAUUUGCUUGGGUAAGCGACCCCUUCUCAUUUGGCCUGUUUUUAACAUUCGCGGACACCGGCUAACGUGCAUGGCAGUUUUAUGACCGACCAUAUCAUGCCCCUCUCCAAAGCCGUCGAGGGCUAUGAGAUUUUCAAUGCAAUGAAGGCGCAGAAGGUCAUCUUCGAGGCUAGUAAGUAAACAGGAUAGGAGCUUCUGUUAAGGAAAUCCCACCCGGGCCUAUGUGGCGUUGUGCAUGGCUGGAAACCGUCACCCACGAAGCAAAUCCUGCGGGAAAACUGCUUUUAAAAAUAUAUAGUGUACCCAGCGAGGUUAUUUGAAGUUUCAGAGGAGUCUAGUUUCCGUUUUCCUUUCAUGUUUUUGUUUUUUAGCAUAGGCUGUGGCAAUUCAACGAUGAUCUCGGCUGGGAUAGCCGGAAAGCCAGUACGAAGGCUGCAAGCCAGUUAUGAAAUUGAGCUUUAUAUGCAUGAUUGAAUCCAGCCGAUAUCACUACCCUCUGAAGGGUGCCUGACCUGUUGAUGUGAUACAGACUGGAACGGCUCUGGAGGAGGGGCAAGC
This is a messenger RNA of Monascus purpureus, 1683 nucleotides long. NCBI's taxonomy places the organism in Eukaryota, Fungi, Ascomycota, Eurotiomycetes, Eurotiales, Aspergillaceae. The record is from the annotation of a GenBank genome assembly.